AUGUGGGAUGUUGAAUUAAUUGUUGUGUUGUCUCUUACAGCCUUGGGUAUUGUGGCUUCGGUGGCGUGUGUUGUUUGCACUCAAACAAAGGAGGCUCAAAAUCUGACCGGUUCCGUUGACUUGGAAAAGGGUCAAACGGGCACACCCAAUGUUACAGGUUUAGUGGUUUCGGCAGCCUCUGCCACUACUGGUGGUUCUGAAACUGGCCACCAUCAUAAAGCCUCUCAUCAUCAUCAUCAUCAUCAUCACAGCAUGGGUGAUUAUCAUCAUCAUCAUCAUCAAAGCUUCACAACAUUCCAUCAUGAUCACAGCGCUGGUGGCGGUCAUCAUCAUCAUUAA
Microthlaspi erraticum is the source of this 339-nucleotide messenger RNA. NCBI's taxonomy places the organism in Eukaryota, Viridiplantae, Streptophyta, Magnoliopsida, Brassicales, Brassicaceae. The record is from the annotation of a GenBank genome assembly.